Molecule: messenger RNA, 1626 nt
Organism: Canis lupus familiaris (dog)
Lineage: Eukaryota; Metazoa; Chordata; Mammalia; Carnivora; Canidae
Gene: POP4
Product: POP4 homolog, ribonuclease P/MRP subunit
Exons: 8
Coding region: 1-1335 (444 amino acids)
Biological process (GO): tRNA 5'-leader removal; rRNA processing
Cellular component (GO): ribonuclease P complex; ribonuclease MRP complex
Molecular function (GO): ribonuclease P RNA binding
Source: RefSeq, a predicted model, not a curated record
AUGACCUGGAGCCGGUCCCGGAGGUGGGGGCUUGGCCCUGGGCGGGAGGGAGGAAGGAGCGCCCGGGAGGAAGGCUGCAGAUUGGAGCACGAGCAGGUCUGCAGCCCCCGCGCUGCUCGGUUCACCGCGACCGCCCGGAAGCAGGCCGCGCAGGUGUGUGCAGCGCGCAGGUGUGUGCAGCGCGCAGGACCGCACCUCCGAGCCCUGCCCUGCAGCCGCGCAGGACGCCCCAUCACGCAGGAGCCGCGGGCGUCUGUGCUGGGGCCCAAGGCCGCGGUCCGACCCCCUGGGCUCCCCACGCGGCGCGGCACAGACGAGACCCCAAGGACGUGCUUCUCCGGCCGCACGGAGGCAGGAGGCUCCACGGGGAGGUGCACCCCGAGGUCCACGACGCGGCGGCGGGCCCUGGGGGCAGGAGGCGGCCCCCCGAGGCGGCGGAAGCCGAAGACGGCCGAUGGCGCUGGCCUGGCGCGGCUCAGGCGGCGCGUCAGAGCCCCGCGCCCCGAGCCCGGCUGCCGGCUGGAGCCUGCGGGUGCGGCGUCCGAGGGGCGCGGCGACGGGACGGGGACGGGACGGGACGGGGACGGGGAGGCCCGCGGAGCCCCCGGCGGUCGGAGGGACGCGGAGGCCGAGACGCGGGGCCGCCCCGGCCCGGCCCGGGAGGACCCGAGGAUGAAGGGUGCCACCUACCGUGCGUUUUCCCAGAAAGAGGCGAAGGAGCUGGAGGUUCAGCUUCCGGGAGCGCAGCAGGCCGAGGCCUUCGUGAGAGCCUUCCUGAAGCGCAGCAUGCCCCGCAUGAGCCAGCAGGCUUGCGAGGACCAGCUGCAACGCAAGGCUGUGGUCCUGGAGUACUUCACCCGCCGCAAACGGAAGGAGAAGAGAAAAAGAUCCAAAGGCCUGUCCGCCCGGCAGAGGAGGGAGCUGCACCUCUUUGACAUCACGGCAGAGCAGCAGAGGUACAAUCUUUUUCUCCCUCUGCAUGAGCUCUGGAAGCAGUACAUCCGGGACUUGUGCGGCGGUCUCAAGCCGGACACGCAGCCACAGAUGAUUCAGGCCAAGCUGUUAAAGGCAGACCUUCACGGGGCUCUCAUUUCAGUCACAAAAUCCAAAUGCCCCUCCUAUGUGGGUGUCACGGGAAUCCUCCUACAGGAAACGAAGCACGUUUUCAAAAUCAUCACCAAAGAAGACCGCCUGAAAGUUAUCCCCAAGCUGAACUGCGUGUUCACAGUGGAAAUCGAUGGCUUCAUUUCCUACAUUUAUGGAAGCAAAUUCCAGCUUCGGUCAAGUGAACGAUCAGCAAAGAAAUUCAAAGCAAAGGGAACAGUGGACCUGUGAGGUCUUUGCUGCGGAGGCGACUGUGUGUGCCCCGGGGACUGGGACCGCCUGCGUGCCCUCCUUGCACGAAGAGGUGGCCGGGCCGGCUGUGGUUCUCGACCAGUGCGGCGCGUCACCACCAGAGUUAGGAACCAUUCAUCGGGGGGUCCCUGGGUGGCACAGCGGUUUGGCGCCUGCCUUUGGUCCAGGCGUGAUCCUGGAGUCCCGGGAUCGAGUCCCACAUCGGGCUCCCGGCAUGGAGCCUGCUGCUCCCUCUGCCUCUCUCUGUGUGUGUCUAUCAUGAAUAAAUAA